This is a messenger RNA of Danaus plexippus (monarch butterfly), 2946 nucleotides long. It is a transcript of the gene TTLL12, whose product is annotated as tubulin--tyrosine ligase-like protein 12. The record is from RefSeq and is a predicted model, not a curated record. Gene Ontology annotation, biological process: protein modification process. Lineage: Eukaryota; Metazoa; Arthropoda; Insecta; Lepidoptera; Nymphalidae.
AUGCAAGAAAUAUAAUAAUUAAUUUACAUUAAUAUCAACUAAUAUAAACCAACACCUGGGUCGUAAGUCCCAGGCACUGUUGAAGCUCCUCUCCCUGCAACGCGAUGGCCGGCACCCGCACGGUGAAUCCAUGGAAUGCUAAGAAGUUUCGUCUCAUUAUAUGUAAUAGCCUAGUUUUACUAUAUUUUAAAAGUAAAUUCCAUUUUGACAUACUAACAUAAAUAAAAUUUAAAUUUAUGUCUUGUUAUGCAUGUAAAAAUGGUGUUAUUAAAACCUGAAAUGUUAGUGAUGGUUAUUUUAAUAAAUAAUUUCGGCGAAUUAUAGCGAAAGCCAAAUGAUUUUUAUACCUGUUAGGAACACAACUCAAGACGCAAGUGACAAUUCGAGAGGUGACAUUAGUAAAUAAUGUUCUUGUAUGAUUAGGUUAAUGUACCUACAUAUUGAAAUGUCACUGUGAGUUGUGACAUGAUUGAAGUGAAAAUUAGCUAUUAAUUCUUUAAGUAAGAUCAAAUUUCAUAACUAAAAUUAUUUUUUAAUUACAUCAAUAUGGAUGGCAUAUCGAGUUAUAACUUAUUCAUAGCAGCACAUAAGCCGCAACUCGUUCUGUCCGGAGUCCGAACAUUUUGGCCGGUUUUAUGUAAGAAACUUAAAGAUCAAAUAUUUGAUUCGGGCUUAUCCUUUCAGUUAGUUAAAAUAGAUUACGAGGACGAUGAAAAAGAAUCUUUUGACCCGUUAUGGAGUGUUAUGGCUAUCAGUGACUUAGAUCCUACAGAUUCCAGUAAUAUUUUCCUAGUAGAUCAUGCAUGGACUUUCAAGGCUAACACUAUUAAAAGUAGUCUCAGAAAUAUGCCGGCCUUAUUAGAAAGGAUGUGUAAUCUUAUGCAAAUUGUUAGAGAAACAACUGAGGAGCAAAUAGAGGAAGUGUAUCAAAAUGUAUGGAAAUAUGCAAAUACUUAUUCUGUUGGAGGAGACGAGCUAUCAGUUGAAGACAGAGUACCAGUGUGGUAUUUAAUGGAUGAGUUGGGUUCAGCUAUCAAUCAUUCUGAUCAGCCAAAUUUCAGAGCUGUACCAUUUAUAUAUAUACCCGAGCAAAUCACAUAUACUUCUUUUCCAAUAGAAAAUGUUGAAGAAGGUGAUUUGAUAACAAGAAACUUCAUAGAGGGCAAAUUUUCAGAUCCAAAACAAAGAGAAGCCAUGCUGAUUCCAUGGAAGUAUUAUGAACAUUUUGAUGAUGAUUUCAGUCAAACAGAACCUGAUAUUAACUAUUUUUUAGAGGGGCAUAUUGUUGAGUCACUACCUGAUUUAGAUAAUCUGCAAAGCAAAGUAAAUGUAUCAGGAAAGCUUAAAGUCUUUUCAGAUUAUGAAUAUAUAAAUCAGUAUCUGACAGCAGAUGAGUUUCAAAUAGUUGACAGUGAAAGUGAAGCAGAUAUAUUAUGGUAUAUAGAACACUAUAAAACUUUUAAGGAAUUAAGUGUUAACUCCCACAAGUUUGUCAACCAAUUCCCUUUGAAUAUGUUGUUACAUAAAGAUAUUUUGGCUAUCAUAGCAAGGAGAAACAAUAAAAUCUAUGGGAAUGCAGAACUUGACACAUUUCCCACUUGGUCAACAACUUUUAACAUGAAGACUGAGCUUUCGAAGUUAGUGGCUUAUUACAUGCAGAGAAAAAAACAAGGUCUGGAUAAUCACUGGAUUUGUAAACCUUACAAUCUGCGGGGUUUAGAUACAUAUAUUACUGAUAACUUAGAUUUUCUAUGCAGGCUUCCAUUGUCAGGCCAGAUUGCUCAAAAAUAUAUUGAAAAUCCUGUCCUAUUUGACAGAGCUGAUAUCGGGAAGGUUAAAUUUGAUAUUCGUUAUGUUGUUCUUCUCAAAUCUGUUAAUCCAACUGAAGUUUUUGUGUACAAUAAUUUCUUCUUACGGCUGUCUAAUAAAGAAUUUUCAAUGGACAACUUUGAUGAUUAUGAAAAACAUUUUACUGUAAUGAAUUACACUGAAGGAGCGCCGUUGUUUAAAUUAUUAUGUGAAGAUUUUAAAAAUGCCUGGUCUAACCAGUACCCAGAUUACGAAUGGGAUGAAGUAGAGCGGUCUAUAUUUAAUAUGCUGUCUGAAUUGUUUACAUGUGCUACUGCCAAAGAACCCCCUGGAAUAGCGAGAAGUCCCCAAUCAAGAGCUUUGUAUGCAGUCGAUGUGAUGUUGAGUUGGGAUAAAAAUGGUACUGUCAUACAUCCAAAGCUACUAGAAUUAAAUUGGAUGCCUGAUUGUCGAAGAGCUUGUGAAUAUUAUCCUGACUUUUACAAUGACAUAUCUCUGUGCUAUUUUUAGACAAAACUGUUGGGUCUUGUACCAAGAUCAUGUAAUUGUGUUACCUAAAAAAAUUACUUCAACAUCAUAGUAAAACAUUUAAUAGGUAUUUCGUUUUCAUAAGUGAAUGUACAUGAGAAUUUUAUCACUAUAGAUUGCUUGAUUUCAUAAAUACAUUACUAGUAAGGGAAUAAAUAUUAUUGUAAAGUUAGUUUUUCUGUAAAACUCUUCUAUCAUCAUCCUGGAUAGAGCCAAAGGGUUGUCGUUAUCAAUGUCUCUGCGGCUCAGCAGUAUUAAUAUUAAAACUACUGCUAUAAUACAAAGAGCAUAAUCCAAUAUCUCCGAUAAAUGCCUCCAGCUCUUCGGACACGAGAUGCUGGCAAUGUGUUCCUAAAACAGGAAGAUGAUUAUGAAAAAUGUCUCAAAGACUUAAUUGCAUAAUUUAGUUCCUAAUUUCUAGUAAGCACCUUUUUUGUAUACAUUUUUUUUUAUUAAAUUAAUGAAUAAUAUUGUUUUACUUACUUCCACCAUCUACUGAGCCAUGCAAAAGUAGACUUCUGUUUGUACUUGUUUUCAUCAUGAUCAAAAUUCAUCAAUUUGUUUGAUUGAUCCAAAGACUUGAAACCUUUUCUUGCGGUCUGAUUUCCU